AUGGAUUCCGCCCCGCAGGAGAAGUGGAAAUGUGACGAGUGUUCCUCUACAUUUACUCGCUUGGAUCACUUGAAACGACAUUUACUGACUCGUUCUCGCUUGCAAAGUGGCCAGGAUAUCCCCGGAACUCAGCGAGGUGGGAAGCAUAAGCGUGCCUGUGAUAGUUGCGCCGGUCUUAGGAAGGCUUGUAGUGGGACAAAUCCAUGUGCGGAGUGUGAUCAACGCGGACGACUGUGUACUUAUGAACGUCUUCUUGAAUAUGGAGAGAGUUCAAGUUUCGUUACAGCAAACUCGGGAGAGGCGGUGAGGCUUGAGAAUCAGGGAAUGGAUAUUGAUACACAGCACGCUGCAACAAUCUCAGCAAAGGAGCCCGAGACGCAGAACAACGAAAUGGUUGUUGGUGAACAGCCAACAUGGAGUCUUGGGCCUCAAAGUUUCUAUCCUUCUGCAAUCAAGACUUCAACAGAUGAGCAACAACUGGCCCUCGAAGAUCGGGACAACAUUAUUGAUUCCCCAAAGUGGGAUCUUGGGCCGUCGAGCUUCUACCCUCCGAUGAGUACUUGGCCGCGCCGGCCCUAA
Molecule: messenger RNA, 579 nt
Organism: Penicillium taxi
Lineage: Eukaryota; Fungi; Ascomycota; Eurotiomycetes; Eurotiales; Aspergillaceae
Product: Zn(II)2Cys6 transcription factor domain-containing protein
Exons: 2
Coding region: 1-579 (192 amino acids)
Biological process (GO): regulation of DNA-templated transcription
Molecular function (GO): zinc ion binding; DNA-binding transcription factor activity, RNA polymerase II-specific
Source: RefSeq, a predicted model, not a curated record